Molecule: messenger RNA, 1709 nt
Organism: Pyrgilauda ruficollis (rufous-necked snowfinch)
Lineage: Eukaryota; Metazoa; Chordata; Aves; Passeriformes; Passeridae
Gene: SLC11A1
Product: solute carrier family 11 member 1
Exons: 15
Coding region: 57-1673 (538 amino acids)
Biological process (GO): metal ion transport
Cellular component (GO): plasma membrane
Molecular function (GO): manganese ion transmembrane transporter activity; cadmium ion transmembrane transporter activity; iron ion transmembrane transporter activity
Source: RefSeq, a predicted model, not a curated record
UGCACUCAGAGCUGAAUUCAGGAAGCCCCGGCACUGUGGCUGGAUCGGGUCCACCCAUGGCAUCACUGGAACCAGGCCUCACCAGGUCCCUGAAUGGGGGCCCCAUGCCCCCACAGCGCCCUGGAACUCAGGACCAGACCUACCUGGAAGAGCUCAUCAGCAUCCCCAAGGGCAGUGGGCCCGGAUUCAGCUUUAGGAAACUCUGGGCUUUCACCGGUCCCGGCUUCCUCAUGAGCAUCGCCUACUUGGACCCAGGCAACGUGGAGUCCGACCUGCAGAGCGGGGCACUGGCGGGAUUCAAGCUGCUGUGGGUGCUGCUGUGGGCCACCGUCCUGGGGCUGCUGUGCCAGCGCCUCGCCAUCCGUCUAGGCGUGGUGACCGGGAAGGACCUGGGCGAGAUUUGCUACCUCUAUUACCCCAAGGUGCCCCGCGUGCUGCUCUGGCUCAUGAUUGAGAUCGCCAUCAUCGGCUCCGACAUGCAGGAGGUGAUCGGGACAGCCAUUGCUUUCAGCCUGCUCUCAGCUGGCCGCAUCCCCCUCUGGGGUGGGGUCCUUAUCACCAUCGUGGACACCCUCUUCUUCCUCUUCCUUGACAAGUACGGGCUCCGCAAGCUGGAGGCUUUCUUCGGCCUCCUCAUCACCAUCAUGGCCCUGACCUUUGGCUACGAGUACGUGGUGGUGAGGCCAAGGCAGGUGGAGGUGCUGAAGGGCAUUUUCCUGCCCAGCUGCCCGGGCUGCGGGCGAAAGGAGCUGCUGCAGGCCAUGGGCAUCAUCGGCGCCAUCAUUAUGCCCCAUAACAUCUUCCUCCACUCCUCCUUGGUCAAGACACGGGCGAUCGACCGGUCCAAGAAGGAGGCAGUGCAGGAGGCCAAUAUGUAUUUCCUGACCGAGUCCUGCCUGGCCCUCUUUGUCUCCUUCCUCAUCAACCUCUUCGUCAUGGCUGUCUUUGGCGAGGCUUUCUACCACCAGAGCAAUGAGGAUGUGCACAACAACUGCGCCAACAGCAGCAUCAGUCACUAUGCUGGCAUCUUCCCCACCAACAACGAGACAGUCUCUGUGGAUAUCUACCAGGGGGGUGUCAUCCUGGGCUGCUAUUUCGGGGCAGUGGCACUGUACAUCUGGGGCAUCGGGAUCCUGGCAGCAGGACAGAGCUCCACAAUGACCGGGACUUACGCAGGGCAGUUCGUCAUGGAGGGCUUCCUGCAGCUCCGCUGGUCCGGCUUCACCCGGGUGCUCUUCACCCGCUCCUUUGCCAUCCUGCCCACUGUCCUGGUGGCCGCUUUCAAGGAUGUCAGCCACCUCACAGGCAUGAAUGACCUGCUCAACGUCCUGCAGAGCAUCCUGCUGCCUUUUGCCGUCCUGCCUGUCCUCACCUUCACCAGCCUGCAGCCGCUCAUGCAGGAUUUCAGCAACAGCCUCCCGGGGAAGGUGCUGAUGACCCUCAUAACGGGGCUGGUCUGCGCCAUCAACAUUUACUUCGUGGUGGACUUUCUGCCAACACUGCACGGGCUGGAGUACCACAUUCCCCUGAGCCUGCUAUUGGCUGCCUACGUGGCUUUCGUCGCCUACCUGAUCUGGACAUGCAGCAUCGCACAUGGAGCCCGGUUCCUGGCCCGGGGCCACCACAGCCGGUUCAAUUUCGGUCUCGCCCUCGACCCGACAGAGACACGGUGACAGAUCCCAUCCCUGCUUGUCAUCCCCACGUCCCUG